Nymphaea colorata (pocket water lily) is the source of this 1778-nucleotide messenger RNA. RefSeq names its product serine carboxypeptidase-like 26. NCBI's taxonomy places the organism in Eukaryota, Viridiplantae, Streptophyta, Magnoliopsida, Nymphaeales, Nymphaeaceae. Gene Ontology annotation, biological process: proteolysis. Gene Ontology annotation, cellular component: vacuole. The coding region runs from base 38 to 1486 and encodes 482 amino acids. The transcript has 10 exons. Gene Ontology annotation, molecular function: serine-type carboxypeptidase activity. The record is from RefSeq and is a predicted model, not a curated record.
AUGUCGAUCAGAAUCUGUCCUUCAAUCUGGGUAGAGAAUGGCGCUCCUUCUCAAACCAGUUCCUUGGGUGAUGUUAUUUCUGUGGAACUGUAUCUGGAGGUAUAUCAUCACCACAGGAGGAGGAGGAGCAGCAGCAGUAGCAGAAGGAUUGGGGCAAGAAAAGGGUGGGUAUGAGGCGGACAGAGUGUUGCGUCUUCCUGGGCAGCCUGCCAAUCCAAAGUUAUCACAGUUUUCUGGCUACAUCAAUGUGAACGAAGAGAAUGGGAGGGCUCUCUUUUAUUGGUUCUUUGAGGCACAGAGCCAGCCAUCUCAGAAACCUUUACUGCUGUGGCUGAAUGGAGGGCCGGGAUGUUCGUCGGUGGCCUACGGUGCUGCAGUUGAGUUGGGCCCUCUUCUCGUUAAGAAGCUUGGAACAGGGCUGCAGUAUAAUAAAUUCGCCUGGAAUAAAGAAGCAAAUUUGCUGUUUGUGGAGUCGCCGGUUGGAGUUGGUUUCUCAUACACCAAUACCUCAUCCGACCUCACUAAACUCGACGACCAGUUCGUCGCGGAGGAUACUUAUAGCUUCCUGGUUAAUUGGCUGAAAAGAUUUCCAAUGUACAGAACUCAUGAUUUCUUCAUAGCAGGAGAAAGUUAUGCAGGGCACUAUGUCCCCCAGCUUGCGGAGCUUGUGUACGAUCGGAACAAAGAGCCCCGAAAGUACCCAUUCAUACAUCUCAAGGGCUUCAUGGUGGGCAACCCAUCGACGGAGCGCUUCUACGACUCGAAGGGGAUGGUGGAGUUCGCUUGGGGCCACGACAUCAUUUCCGACGAUCUGCUGCUUCUCUUCUCCGGCGUAUGCAAUUACGGGUUCCCCAACAACUCCGACCCGAGAUGUACGGCCGGUGCCUCCCUUUUCUUCCAGUCGUAUGCAGGGCUCGACAUCUACGAUGUCUAUGCACCCAAAUGCCUUCUUCCCAAAUCCUCGUCGCCAUCACCAUUAUGGGUGGGCAUGCCAAAUUUUAACAUGAUGAGAAUCCCACAAGGAUAUGACCCAUGCUAUUCGCCUUAUGCUGAGGACUACUUCAACAGGCAGGAUGUACAAAUCGCUCUCCAUGCAAACACUUCCGGCAAUGUUCCUGGAAAAUGGAAGACCUGCGACGAUUCUAUCUUGAGAACGUACAACUUCUCGGUGCCCUCCACCUUGCCCAUCUACACCAAACUUAUAAAAGCUGGUCUUCGCAUUUGGGUGUAUAGCGGAGAUACGGAUGGGCGUCUUCCGUUCAUUGGAACAAGGUAUUGCAUCGAAUCAUUGGGGCUGGCCAUCAAUGCCCCGUGGCGUUUUUGGUAUCACAAGCAACAGGUUGCUGGAAGAUUUGUGGAGUAUGAGGGAUUAACUAUGGUGACAGUGAGAGGAGCAGGGCACCUGGUCCCUCUCAACAAGCCUAGCCAGUCAUUGCAGCUCAUCAACUCUUUCAUGCAAGGGGUGGCGCUGCCUACUCAAAACUGAUCCUCUCCUUACGCCCCUUGGCCGUUCACUAUCUUCCUGCUCAUCAGCACCGUGGGCGCUCGCUCGGGUGGCCUUGAAAUUUUAUGGAAAAGAUUUUUAUGCAGAUCAAAAGUUAAAACUCGAUUAUUUCAAAGAAGAAUGAGGAUGAUGCAUUGGACUGCAGUUGAAUUGAAGAAAAUAAGCGAAAUAAAAAAACCUAGGCAACCGUGGGAAAGAUCUCCUGAAUCCUAAUUGUUAAUGAUCGCUGGUUGUUGGAAAGAUCCUGGUUUUAAUAGAAGUUAAGUAUUAGUAA